AGUACAUUCUAGAAGAAGAUAAGAAAAAAUCUUAUCUCUACAGUUCAAGCCCAUGUAAUAGAAAUGUCCCAGUGCUCGAUUUCCUGAACUAUCAAUCGCAAAUCUUGAGCAGAUCGAUAACGACAAGGAAGAACAGAGUUACAUCCAGAAAGCAAGUCUCCGACACACACAGAAUGGUUUGUGUCGCAAUAUCAAAAUGUGUUUUUAUGAUCAUCAAUAUUCUUGUGUUGAUGGCAGGAAUAGGGGCAGCUGUGGUUGGUGCCCUACUGAGAUUUAUACCCAAAUCUCUUUUAGAAUUUAUUUUCAAAUAUGUGAAUAGUCUGCCCGGGGUGGCUCAAAGUGGUUAUGGAAUUCCGAAAACAGCCGAUGACUUAAUAAACCUGCCAAUGAUAUCCGAGGUUGGCUUGGCUUUCUUGGUUCUAGGCGCUCUGCUGUUCCUCAUCGGCUUCCUGGGCUUUUGUGGAUCUUGUAGCGCCUGUUGUAAGAUGUUGUUGAUUCUGUUUGCUGUUAUAAUGGUGGGUUUGAUGGCAGGUGAACUGGUUGUAGGUACCAUGUUCUUAGUGGAAGACUCACCAAUUCACGACACGAUUAAACAUGAGCUGAGGAAGAAGAUUAAAUCAGACUACAGUCUGAAUGGAACAGAUUCAUUUAGUCAAAGUUUCAAUGUCAUUCAAUUUUAUUUCGAAUGCUGUGGAGUGGAAAGACCAUCAGACAUCGGGCUAAGAUUAACUGGAUUUUGUCUAACAAAUGUGACGUUAGGAUGUUACACCAAACUAAACAACGUCAUCCAGGAUAACAUUGUGUAUGAAGGCCUUGGUUUCGCUGGUCUGCUGCUGCUGCAGCUUAUUGAAAUCAUAUUCGCAAUUGUGAUAUUCAAGAAAAACAAAGUGUCUCCAUUCUAGCUAGCACUCGGUUCCAUAAGCCCAUGUAAACAUGGAAAGCUCCUAAAAAAAAAAAAAAAGUAAACAUGGAAAGCAGAAUAUAAUAAGAUAAUACAGUAGUUGGUUUUAGUGUGUUUUUUUUUUAACUGUUAAUUAACAUGAAUAAAGUUUAUUAAUUGUUUGAUUUCAUAAUUGAUAAUUUUUUUUGUAUAUGUUUAAUAUUAGUUACCUUUAUGACUAAUGCAUGUUAUUUUGUAACGCAAUUGAUUUUUUGAUCUUUCUAUAAUUAUACAUAUAUAGGCAAAUCACAACGACCAUUUCUAUAUGGUUGAUAUUUGUCUCUGAUUGGAAUAGGAAACUGUUGUUCAUGUGAAUUGUUCAUUCGUAAAUAAAUUUGUGAACUUUUA
Molecule: messenger RNA, 1288 nt
Organism: Biomphalaria glabrata
Lineage: Eukaryota; Metazoa; Mollusca; Gastropoda; Planorbidae
Product: tetraspanin-18-like
Exons: 9
Coding region: 174-902 (242 amino acids)
Cellular component (GO): membrane
Source: RefSeq, a predicted model, not a curated record